GACUUCUUUUUAGCAGAAAACAUUUCGAAGAUGCGUCAAGUUGAGAAUGGCUGUGGCUGCACCCAUGCUUAAGUGGAAAAGGGUCACUAAUACCACGGGCCCACAACCCCGACCACGACAUGGGCACCGUGCCGUUGCCAUCAAGGACUUAAUGGUGGUAUUUGGUGGUGGAAACGAAGGAAUUGUGGACGAAUUGCAUGUGUACAACACAGCAACCAACCAGUGGUUUGUACCUCCCGUCAAAGGUGACGUACCACCAGGAUGUGCUGCGUAUGGGUUUGUGGUGGAUGGCACUCGAAUUCUCGUAUUUGGCGGUAUGGUUGAAUAUGGCAAAUACAGCAAUGAACUGUAUGAACUUCAGGCUUCCAGAUGGGAAUGGAAGCGAGUUAAACCUCGGCCUCCUCGCAAUGGUCCUCCCCCAUGUCCAAGGUUGGGCCAUUCAUUCACCAUCAUUGGCAAUAAAGUUUAUCUUUUUGGUGGUCUAGCAAAUGACAGUGAAGACCCAAAAAAUAAUAUUCCAAAGUACCUGAAUGACCUAUACACUUUGGAGCUGCGGCCCAAUUCCAGCGUCAUGUCUUGGGACAUCCCCGACACUUAUGGUGUUCCUCCUCCACCUAGAGAAUCGCACACAGGGGUGGCAUACAUGAGCAAAGAGAAGCCUAAACUUGUUAUAUAUGGAGGAAUGAGUGGUACCAGAUUGGGAGAUCUGUGGAUACUUGAUAUCAAUACAAUGACGUGGGAGCGACCUACAGUCAGUGGUGCACAUCCUCUUCCACGAUCUUUACACUCUGCCACUCUAUUAGGCAAUAAAAUGUUUGUUUUUGGGGGAUGGGUUCCACUUGUUUUAGAAGAACUGAAGGGACCAAACAACGAAAAGUCUGAGUGGAAGUGCACUAACACGCUGGCUUGUCUUAAUUUAGAAAAUAUGUCUUGGGAGAAUGCAAUGAUGGAGAAAUUUGAAGACCAGAUGCCUCGUGCCAGGGCUGGGCACUGUUCAGUUGGCAUUCACUCGCGUCUCUUUGUUUGGUCUGGAAGAGAUGGCUAUAGAAAAGCUUGGAACAAUCAGGUGUGUUGCAAAGAUUUGUGGUACUUGGAGACAAGUGUUCCUGGGUCACCUGGUAGAGUACAACUUGUAAGAGCAUCAACUACCACUUUGGAAGUCUGUUGGGGAUCUACACCUACUGCAGAUGCAUACCUUCUUCAGAUUCAAAAGUAUGAUAUACCUACACCUGUAACAACCAUGUCCACACCAACAACCCCAACCAGCUCGCCAGCUACUCCUAGUAUACCUGCGUCUCCGGCCAACAAACCCAUAACUCUCACUCAAACAGUUUUGAGACCAACCACUCCUGGUGCCAUCACCUCAAUGACACCCACGUCUCCACAAACUGUAAGAGCAGCUGGCGGGAAUAUUGUUCGAGUGCGAACCCCAGGAGCUGGUCAAAUUAAAGUAAUAGGGGCAAGUGGACAAACUACACAAAUUCUUAGGGCUGGUCUUCCAGCAACAACUGCCACCUCCACUGCAGGGGGAAUGUCAGGCAUUGCUGCCUUGGCAGCAGCAGCAGCUGCUACCCAGAAGAUUACGACCAGUACUGGAACAGCAACGUCCCCUACCUCUGUCAAAGUAGUACAGCCUAACACCUUAGUAACCUCACAGGGAGUUAAGGUUGCUACAAGUCUUGCAGGGCAAACUGUCAGAUUAGUUUCCCCUUCUUGUCAGGUUUUAAACACUCAGGGGGCAACCGUAACUGGACAAGGAGGAAAACAGUUCAUUUUACAGAAGAGUGGAGUAGCUGGAUCACAACCUCAGAUUGUUACUUUAGUUAAGACUAGUAAAGGUCUUACUCCUAUGUCCAAAGUUAAUCUUGUUCAGAGUAAACCUGGAGUGGGUGGUCAAGGAGCAACUAUUGUAAAGCUUGUGACAACUCAAGCAGCAGGUGCUGGCAAACCCAUCAUGACAACAUCUACAACACAAUCUGGCCAGAUCCUGAGCCUUCAGGGAGGUACUCCAACUACUGUCAAAACUGCUGUACAAGGCCAGAAUAUUGUUAUAGCCAAACAACAGCUUGGUACUACAACUGUUGGGGGAAAGCAAACUAUAGUCAUUACCAAACCUGGAGCAGCUGGUGCAAGUGGAAUCAGACCACAGACAUCUCAAAUUAUAGUUGUAACAACUGCUUCUGCUAUCAGAACACUACAAACCACUACUACUACUACAUUAGCUGGAGGACAGACUGCUCAGGUGCCUGCUGGUGGUGGUGGUAUGAAAAUGGUAGUGGUAUCGUCUGGGGGUGCUAGUGGCAGCACAACUACCCAGUCUGUCACAAAGCCCAUGACCAUUACGGUGGCUGGGCAGGCAGGGCAGCAGGCUGGUGCCAACACCAAGACAGUCACCAUAGCUGCCAAGUCUGGCACUCCUAGUACCACCACAACUCUCCUCAACACUGGGUCAGGCCAGAUCAUUGCUGUUCCUGCCCAGGGUUUGCUGCAAUCAGGGCAGCAGGCAUUGACUAUUGGAGGUAAACCUGUAACAGUACAAGUAACAACUGCAGGUGGCCAGAAAACUGUAACUCUGGUGACUUCGCAAGCAAGUAACAGUGCAAAUUCAACUGCAACUUCGAGUUGCACAACUACAUCAUCUGCAAAUCAGCCUUCCACUUCAAUCACUGGUUCUGGAGAUGGACCUGUGACCUCGGAUGCUGCAUUAGCAGCCUUGGCAGCAGAAGCUGGCCUUAUUAUGCCAACAGGGGAGGGUGAGCAGACUGAGCAGACUGCUGCAGUAGCCUCAUCUUCCCAACAAGACCAGAAUGAUGCAGCCAGUAGUUCAGCACAAAACUUGUCAGAAGGACAAAUUGUGGAAGGUACGCCAUCUUCUGAAGCUACAAAAUCUAACGUAAAUACAGAAGUAAUGGAAGAUACCGAAGUAAAGAAAGUUGAAGGAACUAGCACAGCCUCAAAUGACAAUGGGGAAAGUACAAUUAAGCAAGAGCCAAUGGAUACAACAGAAAAUACUGGAGAGAACAAUAAUGCAACUACUUCAAGUGGUGAUGGUGGGGAGACCACAGAUCCUUUAGCUACCUUGGCAUCUGCAGCUAUUAAUUCCUCCAUGAGUACAACAACAGCCAUAAAGACGGAAGAUACAACUACUACUCUAGCAAAUGGCAUUAAGCAAGAACCAGGUGAACUAAAGAAGCCAGAGACCGAGUGGUACGAUGUGGGAAUAAUAAGAGGGACUGUGUGUACUGUACAGGCCUAUUAUUUACCUAGUGAAAGCGAUUCCCAUAAGAAUGAAUCUUACACUGAUGCUGAAGGUGAAGUCACUGAAAGGAAAGCAAGUGGCAUAGAGGUCAAGCUACAGCCAGGUACUGCUUAUAAAUUUAGAGUUGCAGGAAUCAAUGCUUGUGGCAGAGGGGCUUGGAGUGAAGUGUCUGCCUUUAAGACAUGUCUACCAGGUUACCCUGGUGCUCCAUCGGCUAUCAAAAUUUCAAAAUCCUCUGAAGGAGCACAUUUAUCUUGGGAGCCACCUCAGAAUGCAGCUGGAGACAUCGUAGAAUAUUCAGUAUACUUGGCCAUCAGAAAUGCAGCUACCCAGCAGCAGGUGGGGAAAGAGACUGGCAGUGGUGGUGCUCACUUGGCAUUCAUGCGUGUAUAUUGUGGCGCCAUCAAUCAGUGUACAGUUUUAAAUACACAGCUGGCAGCAGCUCAUAUUGACACCACAAACAAACCUGCCAUUAUAUUUAGAAUAGCAGCAAGGAAUGACAAAGGUUAUGGUCCUGCUACACAAGUGAGAUGGUUACAAGAUUCUGUGACUGGAAAUAGUGCUGGAGGAGGCCCAAAAAUUGUUAUGCGAAGACCUGCUUCUGACAACAGAUCUCCGGUGGCUGUUAAAAAGUUUAAGGCAGAUGAUUCUGCACUAUAGUAAUAAGUUGAGAUCUUUUAUUUUAAUGAGUAGAAAGAUUUUUAAAAAGCAAAUGAUAUUGUGUGGCUAGAUAAUGCAUAGGUGUGCACUCUGUGCUGAAAUGUGUUGAUAACACAGAAGUAUCUAGGUAAUUCCCAAAUAGACUUGGUGAAACCCCCUUAUGAAAGGUAGCCAAAUUAUGCAAAAGAUGGAUGAUAUUCUUGGCUGUCCCUUUUGUGUAAGGUAUAGAUUUUUUUAUAAUUAAUGUGUAUUGUCAUGAGAUAACAGGAAGUUUUCUCUUUCAUAUGCACCUCUAAUUGUAUAUACAAAUAUAUAUAUAAAUAUAUAUAUUAUAUAUGACUGGCUGUUUUUACAGCUAGCAAUUGCAAGUGUUGUAACUUGAUGAUCUGAACCAAAUAUGUUGUUAAGUGAUAAGUGGGUUCUGUAUAGCCCAUGAUUUCAUUUAAUUUAUAUAUACUGUAAUGUACACUUAAGGUCCAUCCAAACAACUGUUAAUUUCAUGUAAAUGUCAGUGUCAUUGCUUUCUACCUUUUUAGCUUGUAAGUAUUUUUAAGGCAUUCAUUGAAUGUCACAAACACGUUUUCCAAAGUUAAGAACUUUGUAAGGAUCCGUACUCUGACUUUUGUCCUUUUCAUGCAUCUCAGAGGAUAAUAUUUUUACCAUGAGAGUCCCCACCCUUCCUCUUUCCUACUCUGGAUGCUUGGAAUAGACUGUAAAUUUGCAUUAUAUAAAAAAAAGGUUAAUUUUCAGUAAACAAGAACAUCAGUGGGUGAACUGUGACUCUAUUUUUUUUCCAUUUUCUUUUAAAUGGUUUAGUUGGUUAUUUACAUAUAAGCCCAGAUACAGUGGGUGGAAGACAGUAAAAAUAAAUCAUUACUGCUUUUAAGUUCUCUGCAAUUAGUGGCCAAAUUACUUCCAUCAAUUUCUUUAGAUCUUCCUUGUGCUCUAUUGCAGUGCAGUACUUAAGUUUUCCUUGCACAGGGUUUUAAGCAUAUGCUCUCCAUUUUUAUUCCCAACAAAAUUACUUAUUUAUUUAUCCUUAAAUUUUCUAAUUUUAAAGUAAUACUUUUAGAUAUUCUGACAAAAAUAUUUUUUAUGUGCAACCCUUCUCGGUGCAUCUUGAUGUUUUUUUCUUUUUGUGUCAAUCUGCAGUUUCAGUUUUGAGCACAAAUAUAUAUUUAUAUACAUAUAGUUUUGUUAUCAUAAUUGUAUAUAUUCUCAUCCUUGAGCAUUUACUUGGGCAUAUGUUUCAAGAGCUUGGAUUUGUUUCAGUUUACUGCAAAAGAAAAAUGAAAAAAUGUAUUUGCAAAUCUGUACACCUAGUUUUUACUUCAGGAUAUGAGGCUCAACAUUUUACUUCCAAUUGUGCUAGUACAUACUUGCAUCAAGGAAAUCUGAAAAAUCUAUUUAUUGUAGAUUUUUCACUGCCACCUUGUGUUUAUUUUAUUUUGUUAGUGUUACUUUUAGAGUUUAGGACCUUUAGAACUUUGUCCUUUAGUGGCAAGGGCCAUAAUGAAUACUGUGUGUACUGUUUGUUUCCAUGGUUAUUUUUCUGUCUUCACAAAAGUAGUUUGUCCUGUUUCUCCCUUGCUCCUAGUUUUGUAUAUCAGUCACUGGUAUGCCUCCUUUCUACAGGCCUUUCUCUUAAUAAUGUUUUUAUAUUUUUGUUUGUAGUACAUACUCCUCUUUUUCAUCCACUUAUGUAUAUAUACAGGCAGUCCCUGGUUAUCAAUGGACUCUGUUAAUGGCGAUCCGGUUUUAUGGCACUAGACUAGUGCCAUAAAAUUGGUGAUUUAUGGCGCCAUAACGCACCAAGUCCGGUUAUGGCACUUAUAAGAGAGUUAUGGUGCCAUAACAUACCUAACAGAGGCGCCAUUAACUGGAUAUCGGCACCACAAGCACCAUAAAUCGCCAAGUUUCGGUUAAUGGUGGUUGUCACUUAUCAGCACCCCCCGCUAAUAACCGGUGACUGCCUGUAUGUAUAUUAUAUAUAUAUAUAUAUAUAUAUAUAUAAUUCCCAAUCACUCGUAGGUCUAAUUUUCACAAUGACAAAGCUGUACUUGGAAACUUAUUGUCGUGUCAGUUAAUUAUUAGAAGCAAGGGCUUAUGCUUUUUUUGUUCAAAAAAAAUCUGAUCACUCCAUUUCUUGCAUAUCAUAUUUUCUUCAAAUAGGGAAAGCAUCGACCCCACUAUAUUUAUAGUUUACAUCAAUCAUUGUAGAUACCAUCCCCUUGUAAGAUAACUGAGAACAAGCUAACUGUUUUUAUAGUUGUAGCAUAGAUUGUUAAUUGGAGGCAUCCCCUGCUUACCUAGUUGCCCAUAUACUUUGUGUUGGGUUUUAAAUUUCAAGGAAAGUACAAACGAACAAGUGUGUAAUGUCUUUCUAGAUUUUGGCUGGCUAGCGGGUUCAUGUGCCGUUUUCCACUUUCUUCCAGGCCUCUCAACAUGCCUCUUGCCAGUGACAAUUAAGAGCUUAAAGAAUUGUGUAUUUAAUGGAAGAAUUGUAUUUAGUUCAAAGAAGGUAGAUUGGGGUUCAACUCUUAAAUUUAAGAGUUUGCUUCUCGGUUUUCUUUAAAACAAAACAUUUAGUAAUUAGGAUAGUACAGUCUACUGAACUCCAUUUGAAGCAACAAUGGAGGCAAUCUCUUUGUAAAUAAGAUAUUCUAGUGUUUAUUUUCUAAUUAUAUGAGAGAGGAACACAAGGUUCAAUAUGCAGUGACAGCCUGGAUGGGAAAUGGCUCCAGUACCUGACCAGAUAUUAACACAUUAUUGGUGUAGGGUGGGUUUAGGUCAUCAUAGAGCAUUCACAUCAAACCCAUCCUCCACCAAUGUAUAAUUUGCUAACACAGUUUCUCUAGGCUGUAAGAAAUGAGCAAUGAAUAUAAAAAUGUAUGGAAAGUGCUUUUAAAACUUUAAUAUUUUAUUUUUCAAAAAGUAAGAAUAAAUGAAACUAUUGAGAUAGUGAAAAA
This is a messenger RNA of Macrobrachium nipponense, 6888 nucleotides long. It is a transcript of the gene Hcf, whose product is annotated as host cell factor 2-like. Gene Ontology annotation, molecular function: protein binding; transcription coactivator activity. Bases 47 to 3919 code for a protein of 1290 amino acids. The record is from RefSeq and is a predicted model, not a curated record. Gene Ontology annotation, cellular component: histone methyltransferase complex. Lineage: Eukaryota; Metazoa; Arthropoda; Malacostraca; Decapoda; Palaemonidae. Gene Ontology annotation, biological process: regulation of DNA-templated transcription; chromatin remodeling. The transcript is spliced from 17 exons.